CUGCCCUCUGCCCACGCGAAAUUGAAAUUAGAUUAAUCUGACAAAAGUCUUUGCCCAUUUUAUUUGAUUCUGAUCUUGGAACCACUCGUUUUGAGGCCAUAGAUUUUGUCUUUUAUUUGCAAGAAAAAAAUGUCUGGAAUCAAUAUUCAAACGGGUGAUCAUACUAACAGACUCAUCUCCGAGAACGCUUUAAUUCCUUUCUGUCAUCCAUUAACUCCUGGAUCUUCCAGUCUACCCAAGUUUGGUACCCUUAUUCCAAACCGCAUAUUUGUUGGCGGAAUACCAUCAAAUACAAACGAACAAGAACUUAAGUCUUUCUUUUCAAGUUUUGGCCAAGUAAAAGAUGUCAAAAUUAUCAAUGAUCGCCUUGGGGCAUCUAAAGGGAGCUAUGGAUUUGUUACUUUCGAAAGUCAGGAAAUGGCUGAAAAAAUUAUCAAGAACGAGUCGGAAACACUCAUUUUCAAAGACCGUAAACUCAACAUAGGUCAUGCAAUUCGUAAGCAACAAAUAUUUCCUCGUCCAGACCUAACAACAACUUUGCUAUUCACCGGAAGUGCAGUUCCUUAUAGCUUUCAAAAUGGUGUGGCUGUAUUCCCUUUACCUGGCCAAGAGUAUCCUAUAUUGACUCAAACCACAGCUCCUUAUGCCACAAUGAUACUUCCACAGCCGGAUGGAGGAACACCUCUCUACUUGCCUCCCUUACAUUCAACUCCAGCUGCCGCCAUAUCGCCAUAUACACAUAUUCCACAGCAAGCUGUAACGGCAGCACUUCAUCAACAGUUUCACCAAACAGGAGCUGUUUCUUGUUUAACUCCUGCGGUUGUUGGUCAGAUAACACCAGUCAAUGUCAGUGUUAAUAACACUAAUCCGCAAUCUCAUUCAACCCCCUCAGUAAUGGCGGCAGCUGCUGCUAUGGCUGCUGCUGUUCAGUGGCCACAAAAUCCAGCUCAGAAUAACCAACAAAAUCAACAACAGUCAUCUACUGUAACAGUAACUCAUAGUGUUUCACAUGUAAACAAUGAGCAUUCCAUUAAUCAGACAUCAACAAUCACACAGAAUCAAUCUGCUGUUGCUGCUCAACAUCCAACUAGUUGGCAUUGGUCAACAGGUGUACAACAAUCUCAAAAUACCGUUCAGGAAACAAAUCCUCAAUCUAACAUGUUCACUAUUGAUACAUCUUCAAGUAUAGGUGCUACUAAAUCAACAUCAUCAAUAUCAAAUCCAAAUCUUCAAUUUCCUCAACAGGUGAGUAAUUCAACUUUAUCAUUAUACCCAUCAUCAUUUGGCGAUUUAUCAUCAACGUUACAAUUAUUACAAAGUUCAACUUUAACAGCAUCCACUGCAGCAUUACUUGCUGCUACUGUUAUGCACCAACCAAAUACAAAUAUAUUUGAUAAUGAGAUUAAUAUGAAUCUUGAUAUGACUACAGUAGCAACAUUAGCUGCCUUAGCUACAGCAUCAAUUAAUUCACCAUCAUUAAUUAAUACAAAUAUGAAUUCAAUCAAAGAGAUGAAGACAAAAGAAAAGGAGGAUAUUACCACAAGUGAAUUUUCAAAAUCUGUUCAUUUAAAUGAUGAUAUGGUAGGGUUACCUUUUACUCAACCAAUAAAAAAACCACGAUAUGAUGUAGAAACUGUGCAGAAAAUUAAAAAAGAUGAAUAAUCUGUAAUCAUUUAAUAUAGUCCCGAAAAUAAACUGUUAUUAAUUUUUUUUUUGAAAGUAUAUCCUGUGUAACAAUUAUUCAAAAUUGCUUAUUAACAAAAUACAUUUCAUUCUAAGAUAUAUGAUAAGUAGUUACUUCUUUGUUUUGUAUUUUUACUUCAAUCUGUUCAAUGAGAAAACAAGCUUCUGUUAAAUUGUUUACAUGACAUUUUUGAAGACUUUUACAGUUUAUACGUGUAUAUAAGGAUAUGUAAUAUAUUUAUAGUAUAAUUAAACUUUGUCUCUUCUUAAUUAUUAAUUAAUAUCUUUAUCAUUUUAUUUUAUAUGUUUGAUUUAUGAAAACAACCAAAAAAAUUAUCUAAUUGUAACAGUGUGCAACAAAUGCAACUUAUUUGUAUGGCCCAUUCACUGGGUCUAGUCAUGAAGUGAUGUUAUUUCAUCAAACCAGUUCGCCAUUUACUGGCAAUUCAACUAGUGAUUACAGUACUGAUCAUAGUACACAUUCAUCCGGUAUAUUGGAGUCAGCUGAGUCUAUAAAUUAUGAUGGUACACCAAUCAGUCGUCAAACUCAACAAGUUGGAAAACAAUUAACUAAUAUUUACAACAAUAAUAAUACACAAAUGAAUGGUUCAUGUUUAUCACCAUAUGCUACGUUAACACCAAUUUUAGAAUUUCAUUCACAUUCUAAUUGUAUAGGACAAUCGAAUUCUAUGCAUCAAAUGUCACCAACACAUUUACAACAUAAUUUACAUCAAAAUCAUCAAACAAAUACAUUCGUGUCAAUACUUAAUCCAUCACAUCAUAAUACAGUAUUUACUGGCAGUAAUUGUACGCGUCAAUUAUCAACUGCUAUCUACGGAAGUCAAUCACAAAUUAAAAAUGGUACAUUACCAUCAACUGAUAUUAGUUUAUCAAAUGAACAACAUCAAAAUAUGUUAUCAUCUAUUCGUCAAUUACAGUCGUGUUGUACAAUUGGCACUAUCCAAGGUAUAACUAAUACAGCAAUCAUAUCACAAUCCCCACUAACAUCAGCAGCAGCAGCAAUGGUAGCCUCAGCCUCAGCAUCAACAGUACAAGUAGCAUUACCAUAUUUACUAACUUCUACAAGUACAUCAUCCUAAUCUUUUCCUUUUGAUUCAGCAAAGAAAAAUUAACAAACUAAUCCUUUUUGUUUUUUUCUUUUCAUCAAAUUUAUUUCUUACUUUCUAGAAAAUAUUUAGUACAUUUUUCUUACCGGUCUUCUUCCUCUUGUCUUCCAUCUGUUUAUUUAGUUUUUUUUUCAAAUAUUCUCUUACUUCAAUUCAUUUUUUUUUCUAAAAGAAGAAAAAGAAACGAAGUACUUGAAACAGCACAUUUUGAAAUGUAUUACUACCUUUGAGCUUUAUUGAAUCAGUAUUUUUCCCCCAAGAUUACUCACUGUCAGUUUUUCAUCUUAGUUUUUAUAUUUUUUUUCAUUUAAUUUUCUUACUACAAGCCAACCUACCAACCACUCGCCUUAUUAUUUUUCUCUAUUAAGAACUAUGAUUCAUUUUUUGUACGGUGCUUUCGAACUUUUUUCAUGAUUAAAAAAAAGAUGAAAACGCUUUUUAUACAUGUCGAUUAAUCCCUCAUCUUAUUGCCUUAGUCCUUUUAUCUGUUGUUAUGUUCUUUUAUUAUUAGCAGUACUAUUAAUGUUUCCAGUUUUCUGCACCACAUUCCAACUUUUCUAUUCCCCAUAGGGAUUGCUGUAUAGCAAAAGAUUUUUUAUUGAAUAUUAGUUCUUGUUCCUGACGUUUUGACCUCCAGAUUGUAGUAGCACAUUCGGUAUUUUUUGGCCUACAGAAUAGAUGUAUUCAGUCAAGGUGUAAAAAGAUUAGGAUGAACGUUUUUGUUUUUAUGUUGACAAUAAUUUUUUGCAGUAUUUUUGUCAAUGGAAUUAAAGUUUAUUUUAGUACAUAUAUAAUCAGAGUAUGUACGUAUAUAUAAUGUUUGUUUUACUAUUUAUAUAUCUAUAUUUUAUUCCACUCCUGACUCUAUUUCUGCAUAUAAAAUGCACAUUUGGUUCAUUUGUUGCUGCUUUUCUUAUGAAAUAAAUUUAUUCAAUUUUUGAGUAA
Messenger RNA from Schistosoma curassoni, 3755 nucleotides. The record is from the annotation of a GenBank genome assembly. Lineage: Eukaryota; Metazoa; Platyhelminthes; Trematoda; Strigeidida; Schistosomatidae.